CCAUCGCCGGCAUCCUGAAUCGUCCCCGCGCAGCAUCAGCAUCAGACACUCAACCCCUGCUCUUUUGUCCUCUCUGCCCUGCCCGCCUUUCGUCUUCCCACUUGCAGGCCGCAUCGUCAGCACCAUGGCGGACCGAUACAUCCCAGAGCAUCGCCGAACCCAGUUCAAGGCCAAGAACACGUUCAAGCCUGACGAGCUCCGUCGCCGCCGCGAGGAGCAGCAGGUCGAGAUCCGCAAGGCCAAGCGCGAGGAAAACCUAGCAAAGCGACGAGGCAUCGGCACUGGCGACAACCGCCCAGGCGCCUCUCUCGGCGCCGCCCCCGACAGCGACGAUGAGUCUGCCCCUACCGAGUCUCAGCUGAACGAGGAUCUUCCUCAGAUGGUUGCUGGCGUCUUCUCCGACCAGAUCGAUCAGCAAAUCCAGGCCACGACCAAGUUCCGAAAGCUUCUCUCCAAGGAGCGCAACCCUCCCAUCGAGGAGGUCAUCAAGACUGGCGUCGUCAGCCGCUUCGUCGAGUUCCUGCGAUCACCCCACACCCUGGUGCAGUUCGAAGCCGCCUGGGCCCUCACCAACAUCGCCUCCGGCUCGGCCACCCAGACCCAGGUCGUUAUCGAGGCCGGCGCCGUCCCCAUCUUCGUCGAGCUCCUUGGCAGCCCUGAACCCGAUGUGCGAGAACAAGCCGUUUGGGCUCUCGGCAACAUCGCCGGCGACAGCCCCCAUUGUCGCGACUACGUCCUGAGCUGCGGUGCCCUCAAGCCUCUGUUGGCCCUGCUCGGCGACAGCCGCAAGCUCAGCAUGCUUCGCAACGCAACCUGGACUCUGAGCAACUUCUGCCGUGGCAAGACCCCGCAGCCCGACUGGAACACGAUUGCGCCCGCUCUUCCCGUCCUGGCCAAGCUUGUCUACUCUCUUGAUGACGAAGUCUUGAUCGAUGCUUGCUGGGCCAUCUCGUACCUUUCCGACGGCUCCAACGACAAGAUCCAGGCCGUUAUCGAGGCCGGCAUCCCCCGCAGACUCGUCGAGCUUCUUCUGCACGCGUCCACCUCGGUGCAGACCCCCGCCCUUCGAUCUGUCGGCAACAUUGUGACGGGCGACGAUGUCCAGACCCAGGUCAUUAUCAACUGCGGCGCUCUCCCAUGCCUCUUGUCGCUCCUCAGCUCAACCAAGGACGGCAUCCGCAAGGAAGCCUGCUGGACCAUUUCCAACAUCACUGCCGGAAACUCGUCCCAGAUCCAGGCUGUGAUUGAUGCCAACAUCAUCCCUCCUCUGAUCCACCUUUUGCAAAACGGCGAUCUCAAGACUCGAAAGGAAGCCUGCUGGGCCAUAAGCAAUGCCACGUCUGGCGGACUUCAGAAGCCGGAGCAGAUCCGAUACCUCGUCUCUCAGGGCUGCAUCAAGCCCCUGUGUGACCUCCUUGCCUGCCCCGACAACAAGAUCAUUCAGGUUGCCCUCGACGGCCUCGAGAAUAUCCUCAAGAUAGGAGACUUGGAUAGACAGGCUGCAGGCGACGGCGCCGACUCCAUCAACCGCUAUGCGCUGUUCAUUGAGGAGUGCGGUGGCAUGGAGAAGAUCCACGACUGCCAGAACAAUGCCAACGAGGAGAUCUACAUGAAGGCGUACAACAUCAUCGAGAAGUACUUCUCCGACGAGGAGGAGAACGCAGACGAGGGCGCCGCCCAGCCCACCGGCGCCAACGGCACCUUUGGCUUCGGAACCAACGGUGCUGCGCAGUCUGGCGGCUUUAACUUUGCCAACGGAGGCGAUUCGAUGGACAUGUAAGAAGUCGGCGCUUUGUUGUCAUGAACUUUUACGACUUUCGGUGCUUGGAAUGCAUCACGCUGGAAGACUGCCGUGUUCCCACAGUUGGUUGCCAAUACCAAGAUUAUAACCCCCUCCCUCGCACACCCCCUCACAUUAUUGUCAUCAACACAAGCAGCAGACUACACUUUGUUUAUUCACAGCUCUGCUUAUAACCACUCCCCCCAAAAAAACCCAUUUGGCAACAACACACUAAACCCCCCCUAACCCCCUAAUUUGGCUUGGCAAUUUGUGCGAGGAGAGAAGAGAAAGAGAGAAGGAAGCAGAAUUGCCCAGCCGGAAAGCAGGCCCUAUGGUAGCUUGAAAGCUCCAGCCUGACAAAGGAAAAUGCCGCGAUUGAGGAUGGAGCAGUCCGAUUGAGUCUGAAGCAGGAAGAUAAUGGGCAAAAAGUUUUGAUGGACACGGGUCUAGAUGGCUAAUGCCAUUGAAGAGCAAGCAGGGAGGCCUGCUCGACCCUCCCCCCUUGUCAACUGCCUGCCCGCCUCGCCACCUGCCCGUGUAUGUCUGGAUCCGGCAGCCUGGUGGCAUGUAUCAAGGUGACACGGCAGAGAGGAGCCAGUGCCAGUGCAUUGUGCUUCUGUUGGAAGAGUCGUUGGAAGA
This is a messenger RNA of Trichoderma reesei QM6a, 2419 nucleotides long. RefSeq lists its product as uncharacterized. Bases 125 to 1780 code for a protein of 551 amino acids. Gene Ontology annotation, cellular component: cytoplasm; nucleoplasm; nucleus. NCBI's taxonomy places the organism in Eukaryota, Fungi, Ascomycota, Sordariomycetes, Hypocreales, Hypocreaceae. The transcript has 3 exons. The record is from RefSeq and is a predicted model, not a curated record. Gene Ontology annotation, molecular function: nuclear import signal receptor activity; protein binding. Gene Ontology annotation, biological process: NLS-bearing protein import into nucleus.